Messenger RNA from Giardia duodenalis, 4830 nucleotides. Its product is annotated as High cysteine non-variant cyst protein. The record is from RefSeq and is a predicted model, not a curated record. The transcript has a single exon. The coding region runs from base 1 to 4830 and encodes 1609 amino acids. Lineage: Eukaryota; Fornicata; Diplomonadida; Hexamitidae.
AUGCACACAUGGAUUCUUACUCUCCUAAUGUGCACGUGUAGCAACCGUCACCAUUAUCUGCACAACAGUAACCAUUACUUGAAGGGCGGCGCCUUGUGCCGUUUGGCAGCUAAGGCCGGCACUGCAGAGCGCAUUCUAUUCAGUGAUGUGUCAGACUGUCCUGAGAACUGUACAUCAUGUACAGACCCGUAUAUCUGUGAAGUCUGUGACCACGGGUACACCCUUACCAAUAGAGGACGGUGUGUCGACCUUUGCAUUGAAGGAGACUCGGAGACAAAUUGUGCUGUUGGUCACUGCACUGUGUUUGAUGACACUCUAUGCUCAAAGUGCGCACACGAGGGAGACGUGCCGGCAGCCGGGGUAUGUAACACCGGGGUUACAACGUGCGUUAAAGACAGUCACGGAAUCUGCAUAUCUUGCGAAUCAGGACACCUACUUUAUCGAGGAGGCUGUUACCCUAGCAAGAGUGCUUUAGCCCAGUCUAUAUGUGCUACCGAUAACCAGAUAGUUGUCGAAGGCAUGCUUUACUGUAGCCUAUGCAAUGACGAGAACGAGGCCCCAAUCAAUGGACAUUGCACUGACGAGCAUUCCUCGUACUGUGAUGCAGAGAGUGGCCAAUGCAUCAACUGUGUUGCCGAUGGAUACUUUUUGUUCAAUGGUGGCUGCUACAACGCCAACGAACAUCCGGGAUCAGCCAUUUGUGCAGAGGUUCGUGAUGGUGAAUGCACAGAAUGCGGAAGUCAUUAUCCUGUGACUGACGGCGUAUGCACAUAUUGUCCCGUGGAUCAUUGCUUGCUCUGUGAGAACGAGUCCUGCACACAGUGCCAACAAGGCUAUGUCCUACGAAGCAGUGGGAGGUGUGUUAAGCUAUGCUCAGAAGGAAACGGGCUUCAGAGCUGUGCAAUAGGCCACUGUACAGCUUUUGAGGGAACGUUGUGCACCAAGUGUGCCUAUGAAGAAGACGUCCCCGUAGCAGGCAUAUGCACAUCAGGCCUAACAACCUGUCAGAAAAACUUUUCCCAGAUUUGCAUCAGCUGCGAGGGAGAGCAUCUACUUUAUAGUGGCGGAUGCUACGCAACGACAGGAUCUUAUGGACUCCAGAUCUGUUCCAUAGAAAAUCAAAUCGCUAUAGGGGGUAAGGUAUACUGUAGCAAGUGUAACCAAAAGAAGGAGGCCCCCCUCAACGGAGAGUGCACAGAGGCAGCGGCCGACCAUUGUGAUGUACGCGAUGGAGCGUGCACAGGCUGCAAGACUACAGGUUAUUUCCUAUUUCAAGGAGGCUGCUAUACGCUGGCUAGUAUCCCUGGGAAUAUCAUUUGUGCAGAAGUUUCUGGGACAACAUGUAUUAAGUGCAGAGACGGGUACGGAAUUCACGAAGGUGAAUGCUCUCCAUGUACAAUAGCACAUUGCUUAGAUUGUAAGAGUGAUGUCGCUACCUGCAACGCGUGUGAUCCUAAGUACUUCUUUACCGGGACAGCUUGUGUAGCUUGUGAGGGAGAGCACUGUGCAGCGUGUCGAGAUAACAUGUGCGUAGACUGCACUGACAAAACAGAGUGUAACGCCUGCGCAAUUCCAAACUGUGUCCUUUGUGAUCCUGCCCUGACUGAGUGCCUUGCUUGUCAGGAGGCGUACGAGCCUGAUGAGGACGGAUUCUGUACCCCGUUGCCAGCCAGCGAGUGCCCCCUGUCUUGUCUCUGUGCCGAUCAAGAUGUUCCUGCUCUGUGUACCAGCUGUAAGCCGGGCUUUAUAGCGGCAGGAGUUGUCUCAGGGGAUACUUGCUUAUCGUGUGCGCUAGAGGUGGAGCAUUGUGGCUUAUGCUCAUACAUUCCUGAGUCUGACAGCAUUGUCUGUGAGGAGUGUCUGGAUGGAUAUAGGAUGGAUGAUGGGCUGUGUGAGCCCUGUGGUAAUGGCUGCAAGUCGUGCCCACAUAGGGCCAAUAAGUGUGCAGAGUGCUUUGCUGAAACACCGUACUUUAAUCCUGCCUUAACAGAAUGUCUUUCUGCUUGUCCGCCUAAUUCCGUUGCAGCUACAAAUAAGAAGUGCUCAUGUAUUCACGGGUAUUACUCAACGCUACAGGGAUGUGAGAAAUGUGACGAAUCAUGCGACACGUGUUCUGGAGGAGAGAUUGACAAGUGUGUAACAUGCAGAUCCGGGUUUUUCCUCGCCAGUGGUAGCUGGAAAGGUCAGUGUAUACCUUGUGACUUGAGCAGCUUUUCCGAUGGAUCGGUCAUUGGAGUUGAGCACUGCAUCGAUUGCAGAGGGGUGCAGGAAAACGGUGACCUUAUUGUGGUGUGCAAAGAAUGUGAUUUAGGAUACACGUUAAAGGGGGAAGUUUGCGUCUUAGACGACUCUGGACACGAAGAUUGUCCCUCUAAUUGCAUCUGCACAGAUGUGUCUCCCACGUGUGUUAGCUGUCAGAGGGGAUACUUUACAUUAUCUACGCCCUCAGCAGAGAAUUGCGUGCGGUGUAGCUCUGCCAUCUCUGGUUGUAAAACGUGCACAGUGGAAGGUUCGUCCUUGCGUCGAAGCACGUCAAAGGUCACUUGUACCCUGUGCGACGAUGGGAAAGGCUUGGUAGAGGGAACGUGCCAUAGCUGCCAUGUGACCUGCAAGACGUGCAACGGUGAUCCCGAGCUCUGCAGCACGUGCUAUAAUCCAGCAUACAAGCUGAGCCUUCGGAGUGAUCAAUGUGUUCCCGAAUGUCCCGAGUUUUCAGAGGAGCAAAAUGGACGUUGUGUCUGUCUCCUGGGGUACAGCAUUUCGUUCAAUGGCCUGACAUGCGUUAAGGACAGCUCUGCUUGUCCCUCUAUUUGUACAUGUGCGGUUGGAAAUAUUUGUUCGGGGUGCGCGGAUGGAUACUUCACAUUCGAUCCAUCUAGAACUGACGCGGCACGUUGCGAGCCAUGUAGUGGAGAUUUCUGCUCUUCUUGCGGACGCGUACCCAAUGAUGCUACUUUCUUCGGUCAUACUUUCAGUCCUGGUAGACGGUAUGCAUAUAGACGAUCUCUCGAAUCGGUUAAUAUAUGCAUCGAGUGUGCUGAUAAACAGGGCUGCAGCGCCUGCUCAAUCGAGGGUUGUAACAGGUGCAGCGCGUCUGAGCACACAAAGUGUACCGAGUGCAUGCCAGACUACCAGCUGUCUCAAGAUAAGAAAUCAUGCAUAGCUCUUGUUCCUAUCUGUCCUCUCGGGUGUACAUGUGUUCCUGGAACAAGUACUUGCAAUGGAUGUGCGGACGGAUACUUUGAGGUAGACCCCACCGAUGAAGCGAGUGGACGCUGCAUGCGUUGCAGCAUUCCUACCCGUUAUAUUCCGACGCGCAUUUCCGGAGCGAGGCGCUUAGAAAGGCUACUAUCUAUAAGAAGAAAAAGGACAGAUUCAAUCAGCUUGCAAAUUGUUAGGGACGCCUCCUGGAAUGGAGUAGCUGGCUGUGCUAUGUGCACAACGCCAUCAAGCCCCGGACCUGCUAUUUGUACUCAGUGCGUCCAGGGAAAGCAUCUGCUGGUCUCCGGGGAAUCAACGCAAUGUUUGGACGCAUGCCCGGAUGGGAUGGGAUCUAUCAACAAUGUGUGCUUCAACUGCAAUGAUGAGAACUGUUUGCGUUGCGACGAAAAUCUAGACUCAUGUGUGGAAUGUCGACCAGGCGCGUCUCCUACGUUAACUCCAGACACAGAGCUUGUGGUUUGCGAGACGGUCUGCCCUCUUGGUUGUGUCUGUGAGGAUGCUGAGGACUCUAGUAUCUGCACUGGGUGCCAAAGCGGAUAUUAUGAAGUAUCUGUACUUGCCAGAUUUAUCAUGCGUCUCCGUAAAACCGACGUGCACUGUAAGAAGUGUCUAGCAAACUGCAUGACAUGCACUGAUGAAAGUACGUGCUUGGUAUGCGCUGACGGAUACAUUCUCCACCAGACUGAUGCGUCUUGUGUUGAAAAAUGCGACCAAGGGUACUACAACAAGCAAGGACAGUGUGCUCCGUGCACCGGCGAACACUGCACAAGCUGUACAAACGAAACAACCUGCACCUCAUGCACAGACUCCUCAUUUCUUUCUAACGGCGAGUGUGUAACGUGCAGUACCUCUUGUAAGACCUGCGGAGGGGGUACAGAGAACGACUGCCUGACUUGCCCAACUGGUACCGUUCACUCUACUGGUACAGGUCUUGGCUCGUGCUUGCAAGAAUGCUCAGCGACCGCAGCAGGUAAUUGUGCAGUUUGUAAUGCAAUUAUUGAUGGCACGCGCUAUUGUUCCAAGUGCACGCCUGGAGAAGCACCCAUCAAUGGGCGAUGCGAGCCAGUUUCUGCCGCACGCAAUGUGAUGUGCAUAACAUCCGGCGAUGGCACAUGCGAAUCGUGUUCAGGAGGUCUCUUUCUCUUCAAUGGAGGGUGCUAUGCAACGUCUCGAUACCCUGGAUCAGCUGUGUGCACCUCCUCGUCGGACGGGCUUUGCACAAAUUGCGCAGACGGCUUUACAAAUACCAAUGGCAUAUGCUCCAACUGUGUGCUCGGCUGCAGCUCAUGUAGCAGCACAGCCGCUUCUGCUUGUACUUCUUGUACCGAGGGAUUCUUCCCUGCCUUUAGUGGCUCUCAGGGCGUUUGCAAGCGGUGUGACGAUACAACCAUUACAGAUGGCUACCAGGGCGUUCAGGGUUGUCGCAUUUGUAUAGCCCCUCAACAGGCUGGGAUCGCCCUUUGCCUAGACUCGAGUGAAGCGGGCAAUAAAUCGUCUCUUUCUGCCGGCGCGAUCACGGGGAUAGCAAUUGCCGUUAUCGCCGUAAUUGGCUGCGCUGUGGGUGUACUCGUAUGGUUCUUGUGCUGUCGUAGGAGCAAAGCUGUGUAA